Messenger RNA from Daucus carota subsp. sativus, 1464 nucleotides. RefSeq lists its product as uncharacterized. Bases 178 to 1068 code for a protein of 296 amino acids. Lineage: Eukaryota; Viridiplantae; Streptophyta; Magnoliopsida; Apiales; Apiaceae. The record is from RefSeq and is a predicted model, not a curated record. Gene Ontology annotation, cellular component: transcription repressor complex. The transcript is spliced from 7 exons.
GGAAUACCCAUUACAAGAAGCCCAAAACACACACACGAACUUGUUCAACUCUUUCACUUUAAAACACUUAAAAAUUGUGCGCUACGAAAUUUCAAAUCUUGAAAACACAUAAAACAGUUUAUUAUACACACAGCCUGCCUAUACAUAUCACAAGAAGCACCCUUUUUACCCGCCACCAUGUCGAAUCCUCCGACGAGCGGCGCCGGCGCCGGAAACACCGCAACCCCACGUGUCUACUCGGCCAAUCAAGCGGUGGGUAAAAGCCCAAUUCACCAUUUUACUAGUUAUAGACAACCACAGCAGCAACAACAGCCGGUGGUGGCCCACCAUAAUUACCCGAAUAUAGCACCGAGGGUCCCACCACCACAGGGGAUGAUGUACCCUCUUGGAUCUUCCGGUGGCCGGGGAUUUAUGCCGAGAUUGCCCUAUGGAAAUCCGGGAAGAGUGCCGUAUGGGAUGCAUAUAAUUAGGCCUACCCCUAUGCAGCAGCAGCAGCAACAGCAACAUAGUAAUAUCAACAAUAAUAAUCAUAAUCACAAUCUUGGUGUUGGUGCUGGUGUUGUUAGAGGGAUUCCGGUUGUUUCUCACCCAAAGGUUUCUGCUUCGCCAUCUUCAAUCCCUGAUCGUAAUGGUUACAAAGAUCCAAGCAGGGACAUAACUAGGGAUGAUAGUCUUGCGACAGUUAGAGAUCGAAAGGUUAAAAUAACUGAUGGUGCGUCUCUUUAUGCCCAAUGCAGAUCGUGGCUGAGAAAUGGUCUUCCUGAAGAAAGCCAGCCACAAUAUAUGGAUGGUGUGAAAUCUCUUCCCAGACCUUUGCCUAUCCCUGUUGGAGACGCUCAAAAUUCCAAAAAAGAGGAUAGUGAAACGGAAGAGGAGGAUAAGAGAGAUGUGGAACAAUUAACUUCAAAAGAGCUGCUCCAAACGCACAUAAAGCGAGCCAAAAGAGUUCGAGCCAGAUUAAGAGAGGAAAGACUUCAAAGAAUCGCAAGAUACAAAGCCAGGCUUGCACUGCUCCUUCCCCCCAUUGUUGAACAACAAAUCAAAAAUGAUACGGCCACUGGAAACUGACUCAGCGCACAUGCAACGGCCUUGACACAAGAUAUUCACUCUGCAUACCAGGAUCAUGUUUCAUCAAACAUUUGUACGAGUUCAUUUAAACAUCAAAAGUUGAAGUUCAUGGAAUUUCUGGUGUGAAUAUCUCUAGGGCUCAUAGUAGUAAACUUCCAGAGUUGUACUCUUCGAAUGUAAUAAAGUUAUAAAGUUAGGAUUGGAAGCUUUUUCGUCAGGGUUUAUUCCUCUCGAAAUCGUGGUGAUUUGUGUAAGUUUAGUUUAUUGUAUGGGAAUUGAGAUCAUAUAGUAGUUUACAUCUAGUUGACUAUCAUUAUAGAAGAUCAACAAUGAAAGAUGCUGUUCUAGAAUGCGAAUGUGAUAGAGUUGAGAAAUUAAGGAUGUGAAUUGUCUGUA